Molecule: messenger RNA, 1225 nt
Organism: Cuscuta epithymum
Lineage: Eukaryota; Viridiplantae; Streptophyta; Magnoliopsida; Solanales; Convolvulaceae
Source: the annotation of a GenBank genome assembly
AUUUGAACUCAAUCCUAGAUGACCACAGCAAAAAUGGCGAAGAACUCCAUCACUAGAUUGCCCAUUAUGCUCGUUCUCUUCCUAGUCGCCUUUAUCUAUCUCGGCACCUUGAUUCCCUUCUCCGAGAAUAUUAUUGCAUUCCAAAAACAAAAACUUGAUCCACCGCCUGUAAGAGAUAAUCAUCAGCCGCGGCUCGAAGAAGCUUUGAGAAAGGCGAAAAUGGCGGAUUCGAAGACAGUGAUCAUCACCAUAAUCAACAAGGCAUACGUGGAGCCCAUCAAUGAUGAAAACCCUUCGAUGUUGGAUCUUUUCCUUGAGGGGUUCUGGGAGGGAGAAGGGACUAGGCAGUUGCUCGAUCACUUGCUGGUGGUUGCCAUGGAUGGCGCCGCCUACGACCGGUGCGUUUUCCGGCGGUUGCAUUGCUAUGGGUUGAUCACAGACGGAGGCGUUGACUUCUCCGGCGAGAAGCUUUUCCUGUCUAAAGAGUUUAUCGAUAUGAUGUGGAGACGCACUCUCUUUCUCUUGGAUGUUCUUAAACUUGGUUACAACUUCAUCUUCACGGACACAGACAUAAUCUGGUUAAGGAACCCAUUCACGAGGCUGAGCAGCAAUACAUCAGAGGACUUGCAAAUUAGUACAGACAUAUUCACCGGGGACCCCUGGUCAACCUCCAACCCAAUCAACACCGGCUUCUAUUACGUCCGGUCAAACCCUAAAACCAUCACACUGUUCCAGACCUGGUACGACUCCAGAAACAGCUACCCCUCCAACAUGAAAGAGCAAGACAUCCUUGCCCUAAUGAAAAGAGCUGGGGUGUUCAAACAGAUGGGCCUUCUCGUAAGGUACUUGGAUGUCACGUACUUCAGUGGAUUCUGCACCGAUAGUAAGGAUGUCACUGUCGUCGUCACCGUGCACGCUAAUUGCUGCAAAGGCAUUGCCGCUAAAGUUGUCGAUCUCAAACAUGUUCUGAGAGACUGGAAGAAUUACCGCAGGGGCCGUCACGUAAUUGUGCCGCCCAAUUAUAGCCACAGUGACAAUAACAGUGACAAUAACAAUAACAAUAACAAUCAUUUCAGAUGGUCUGAACACUACUAUUGCAAUCAUUCUUGGGGGCCUAGUAAAAAUACUUUGGUUUAGUUCUUUACGCUUAAAUUCCGCAACCAAUAUAUAUACUCAAAUUUAUGUCCAAACAAAAUGCGUAUAUAAUGUUGUGUCCCGGCGGCCG